AUGGAAGCGGGAAAUUGGGUUGACAGCAUAAAGCGUCCCAAGUUAGCGGAGAGCUAUAAUGAUAACAGAAAUUCAAUUAAUUUCAUGCAAACUGGCGUAGAUUACUAUCUAGGAUGCUCUCCUGGUGUCCAAAAAGAUACCCCCAUACUUAUUCCACCUCUGUGAGCGAAAAAAAACCAUUUGAAAGAUCCUUAUUUUUUGGGUAAAGCCUGCCCUCGGUAUACAAAUAAAAGUUUGUUUAAAAAUUUAUUAUGAAAAAAUAAUUUGAUAGUAGCGAUAGUUAUUAUAAUGAAUUCUCUUACUAAUUCUGUUUAAUUUUAAACAAAUUGCAUUUUAAAACAUAUAUUACAAAUUAAACUUAUAUUUGCUUUUAAAUUGUUUCGAAUUUGGAGUUUAAUUAUAAAACAAAAAUUACUAUAAAAUUUAUAUGGAUUUUUAAAAAAAAAUAACACCCUCGUGAGCGAACUAUAUUUUUUGUUAGUUCAUGGAGAGGAGGAGUUAGAAUAUAUGGGGUUACUGAGGAAGGAAAUUCAGUUAUGGCUCACGUUCAUUCCUUUGCUUCAUAUUUCUGAGCAGAAUGCCCUUAUGGCAUGGACAAUGAUUUCUACAGCGAAAAGCUUAAACAAGCUUUAAAUUCUCAUCCUCAAUCCCCAAAUGCAGUCAGCCAUAUCACUUAUGAACCUAAAGAAUCCAUUAUGUAUUAUACACCCAAUGGCCCUUCUCUGUUUUUCAAAAUUCAUACCUUUAUCCCAAAAUCCAUUUCUACCCUUAAAGGGAUCAUUGAAAGGGGCAUUCAAGUCGAAGGUACCAUUUUUUCUGGGCAAACUUAUGAGUCAAAUAUCCCUUUUGCAUUAAGAUAUAUGAUUGAUGCAGGAAUCGUCGGAAUGUGCUGACUAGAGCUCCCUGCUUUUCAAUAUUCGAUAAGGGACUAUGACAAAAUUUCUAAUUCUGAUUUAGAAAUAGAUAUUAAUUACCAAAAUAUUAUUGUCCACAAGCCAGAAGGGGAAUGAAGCAAAAUCGCACCUUUAAGAGUCCUUUCCUUUGACAUUGAAUGCAAUAAUAACGGCCAAAAUUUUCCGACGCCAGAAAAAAACGAAAUAAUUCAAAUCGGAAAUGUCUGCAAAAUAGCGAACUCUGAAAACGUCAUAGCAAGAAAUAUUUUUACUUUAGGUGGCUGUUCAGAUAUUCCUGAUGCUACUAUUUUUAGCUAUAAUAGAGAAGAAGACAUGCUAAUGGGGUGGCGAGAUUUUGUGGUCUCUGUAGAUCCUGAUAUUAUUACAGGCUACAAUAUUCUUAACUUUGAUUAUGACUAUAUUUUCAAACGAGCCGAAAAACUGAAAUUAAAAAAAUUCCCUUUUUUUGGCAGAAUUAAAAAUUUACCUACAAAACUAAAAGAUACCACUUUUCACUCAAAAGCACAAGGUCUGAGAGAAAGUAAAGAAAUUUUAAUGGAAGGAAGAAUUCAGCUUGACAUGUUUCAGCAUAUACAAAGAGAACAUAAACUGAGUCAUUAUUCGCUAAAUGCAGUAUCAAUUGCCUUUUUAAAGGAGCAAAAAGAAGAUGUUCAUUGGACGAUUUUGAAAGACUUGCAAGAAUGCUCUGAUGAGACUAGAAGAAGGAUUGCUAUUUAUUGCUUAAAAGAUUGCUAUUUGCCACUAAGGCUGCUUGAGAAACUGAUGUGUAUUUUUAAUUAUGCUGAAAUGGCAAGAGUUACUGGGGUGCCUUUUUCUUAUCUUUUGACGAGAGGGCAGCAGAUUAAGGUUGCAUCUCAGCUGCUGAGAAAAGCAAAAGAGCAUAAUAUGCUAGUCCCUACACGGUCAAGAAAUGAAGCAGGAGAGAAAUAUGAAGGGGCUUUUGUACUGGAGCCUAAAAAAGGUUUUUAUAACGUCCCAAUUGCGACUUUGGAUUUUGCGUCACUUUAUCCUUCUAUUAUGAUGGCUCAUAAUCUCUGUUAUUCUACGCUAAUUUUACCAUCUGUUCUUAAUAGAAUGGACCCAGAAAAUAUUAUUUCAACUCCUUCAGGAGAUUAUUUUGUCAAAGCUACUAUAAGAAAAGGGAUUUUACCUAUUAUUUUAGAAGAACUAAUUGGGGCAAGAAAAAAAGCACGUGAAGAAAUUAAGCAAACUGAUGAUCCUUUUAUGAAAAAGGUACUUGAUGGCCGACAAUUGGCACUUAAAAUAUCAGCUAAUUCUGUUUAUGGGUUUACAGGAGCCCAAGUUGGCCAAUUGCCUUGCUUACAAAUUUCUUCAAGUGUAACUGCAUAUGGGAGAAUGAUGAUUGAAGAGACCAAAAUGACAAUUGAAGAAUUUUAUUCGUAAUAUUAUUAUAGAGUGGUUUUUCUGCCUAUUAGUUUAGCAGUCACUAACGAUCUAUAAAGGUUUAUCCGCUUUACGGCGCCAUCAGUUAAGCUCAGGUCAGCCCAUACCCAAGCUGAGACACCAUAUUUAAAGUAUGAAGAAUUUUAUUCAACUUCUAACAGUUUUGAAUAUAAUUCCCAAGUCAUUUAUGGUGACACAGACUCUGUAAUGAUUAAUUUUGGGCUUGAAAACCUAUCAGAAGUCAUGAAACUUGGCAAAGAAGCAGCAGAAAUGGUUUCCCAAAAGUUUGCAAAGCCCAUAAAACUCGAGUUCGAAAAGGCUUAUUUCCCUUAUUUAUUGAUGAAUAAAAAAAGAUACGCAGGGCUGCUAUGGACAAACCCAGAAAAGUAUGACAAAAUUGAUAUGAAAGGUAUUGAAAGUGUUAGGAGGGAUAAUUGUGCAUUGGUCAGGGAGACUAUAAAUACUUGUCUAUAUAAGCUGCUCAUUGAAAGAAACGUCAAUGAUGCUGUAGAUUUUGUUAAAGGUGUUGUAUCUGCCCUUUUGCAGAAUAAAAUUGAUUUAUCUAUGCUUGUUAUCACAAAAGCAUUGGGGAAAAAAACUCAAAGUGAAGGGAAAAGCAAUAAAAAUGCUUAUCAAGGGAAUCAGGCUCAUGCAGUUCUAGUAGAAAAAUUGAGGAAAAGAGAUCCAGCCACAGCCCCUGGGGUUGGAGAUAGAGUUCCUUAUGUGAUGAUAAAAGGAGUCAAAGGCCAAAAAGCUUAUGAGCUAGCUGAGGACCCUAUUUAUGCGCUAAACAAUGAUCUUUCUAUUGAUUUCAGCUAUUAUUUAGAAAAGCAGCUGAAGCUGCCCCUUUUGCGUCUCUUUGAUGCCAUUUUGGCAAAUCCUGAACAAUUAUUCAUUGGAGACCAUACUAAAAUCAGAUACCAAUCAAAAUCUGCUGGUGCCUUAUCUAAAUUUAUUAAGGUUUCAGCUACUUGCAUAUCGUGUAAAGCACAAAUAAAAUCUGGAGCAUUAUGUAGCAAUUGUGAAGAAAAGGCUCCAGAAAUUUAUUUGGAGAAAGUUUUGCAAGAAAAUCAGUAUGAAAAGAAUUUCCAAGAACUCUGGGCUGAGUGCCAAAGGUGCCAAGGAUCUGUUAACCAAGAAGUCCUGUGCACAAAUAAAGAUUGUCCGAUUUUCUACAGAAGAGAAAAGGUGAAAAAGGACAUGGGAUUAAUCAAAGUAGAGCUUGAAAAAUUAGCUUCGAAUUGGUAA
Messenger RNA from Blepharisma stoltei, 3566 nucleotides. NCBI's taxonomy places the organism in Eukaryota, Ciliophora, Heterotrichea, Heterotrichida, Blepharismidae. The record is from the annotation of a GenBank genome assembly.